UCCUAACUUUUCUAUUCACAUUUCAACUAUAUAAUGACUCCUCAACAUUUUUUUUGUAGUUCAUGAAUAAACCACACAUCUUUCAAAGUUACUCAUCUUAUGUCCUUUUAGAGUCAAUCUUUUUUGCUAUAGUAGAAGAUGAGAAAUUGGAACUUUCUUUGGUUUCUUUACUUUGCUUUCAUUUUGAGAAUUGAAGCCACAAAAUUUUAUAGUACUGAUCAACACACUGAAAGAAUUUCAGGAAGUGCUGGUGAUGUGCUGGAGGAUGACCCUAUAGGAAGGUUAAAAGUUUUUGUAUAUGAGCUUCCCAGCAAAUAUAACAAAAAAACCGUGCAGAGAGACACGCGAUGCCUCAAUCACAUGUUUGCUGCCGAGAUAUAUAUGCAUCAUUUUCUGUUAUCCAGCCUUGUUCGAACCCUUAAUCCAGAGGAGGCGGAUUGGUUUUACACUCCAGUUUACACAACUUGUGAGUACUUGACACCACAUGGUCAUCCUUUACCUUUCAAUUCACCGCGUAUGAUGAGAAGCGCGAUUCAUCUUAUUGCUUCUAGCUGGCCAUACUGGAACCGGACACAAGGCGCUGAUCACUUCUUCAUUGUACCACAUGAUUUUGGUGCAUGUUUCCACUUUCAAGAAGAGAAAGCUAUUAAAAGAGGAAUUCUUCCGUUGCUCGAGCGUGCUACCUUGGUUCAAACUUUUGGCCAACGGAAUCAUGUUUGUUUGAAGGAUGGCUCAAUAACUAUUCCUCCAUAUGCUCCUCCACAGAAAAUGCAAUCCCACUUGAUCCCUCCUGAUACUCCAAGAUCCAUCUUUGUUUAUUUCCGAGGCUUGUUUUAUGACAAUAGAAAUGAUCCUGAAGGCGGGUACUAUGCAAGAGGCGCUCGAGCAGCAGUUUGGGAGAACUUUAAGGACAAUCCUCUCUUUGAUAUUUCGACCGAUCAUCCAACUACAUACUACGAAGACAUGCAGCGAGCUAUCUUUUGUUUGUGCCCUCUUGGAUGGGCUCCAUGGAGUCCGAGAUUGGUUGAAGCUGUUGUAUUCGGAUGCAUCCCCGUAAUAAUAGCAGAUGACAUUGUCUUGCCAUUUGCUGAUGCGAUUCCAUGGGAAGAUAUUGGAUUGUUCGUAGCGGAGAAGGAUGUUCCGUAUUUGGAUAACAUUCUGACUUCGGUUCCACCACAAGAAAUAUUGAGGAAGCAGAGAUUACUUGCAAAUCCUUCAAUGAAACAGGCAAUGUUAUUUCUACAACCUGCUCAACAAGGUGAUGCUUUCCACCAAAUCUUGAAUGGACUUGCUCGUAAAUUACCCCAUCGUUACAAGACCUUACACGGAGACAACAAUGUCCUAAACUGGACUGCUGGUCCAGUUAGUGAUCUAAAACCUUGGUAGGAUCGAGCUGCACCUCAAGAUUUACUCAUUUUUCCCCUUGAUUUGUUGACUUCCUUUUUUGCUUAUAAUGUUUAUUUAUUUAUUCUAUGUAAAUUUAUACAAUGAAGAUAUAGUUUUGGGCAUUAAAUGAUGUUAUGACAUACAUGAUAAUUUGAAAAACAAUGGCACAGAAAUGUGAAAAAGAGAUUUGAGGCAA
Molecule: messenger RNA, 1582 nt
Organism: Lycium barbarum (goji berry)
Lineage: Eukaryota; Viridiplantae; Streptophyta; Magnoliopsida; Solanales; Solanaceae
Product: probable beta-1,4-xylosyltransferase IRX10L
Exons: 1
Coding region: 139-1386 (415 amino acids)
Biological process (GO): plant-type secondary cell wall biogenesis; glucuronoxylan biosynthetic process
Molecular function (GO): glucuronoxylan glucuronosyltransferase activity; 1,4-beta-D-xylan synthase activity
Source: RefSeq, a predicted model, not a curated record